Molecule: messenger RNA, 3376 nt
Organism: Actinia tenebrosa (Australian red waratah sea anemone)
Lineage: Eukaryota; Metazoa; Cnidaria; Anthozoa; Actiniaria; Actiniidae
Product: phospholipase D1
Biological process (GO): phospholipid catabolic process; intracellular signal transduction; regulation of vesicle-mediated transport
Cellular component (GO): intracellular membrane-bounded organelle
Molecular function (GO): D-type glycerophospholipase activity; phosphatidylinositol binding
Source: RefSeq, a predicted model, not a curated record
UAUUAUUCGAUAUUGCAACAAAUGGUGUUAGGAAUCGUUCCGAGCUCUUGAACUUAAACCAAAGAUAAGCUUGUCGAAUCCUGAUCGUGAUUUCCAGCAAACUUACUUCGACAUUUUAUGGAGAAGUCAAUACUUGAAAGUAAUGACGUCAAAGCCAGAAUCGAAAGUGAUCCAGCCACGUUAGAAGAGACAGGAUCAGUACGUGUUGCCUCAGAUGUGUCAACUGGAACACCCUCCAUUUACAGUGUACCAGAAGAAUCCAAAAUAACUGAACACUUCAUACCUGACAAUGAAAUAACAGCUGAGAUUAUUGACGUAGAGAGAAUGCCAAGAACACAUCCAUUUAAUCCCAACUUAUACACCAUCAGAUUUAAGCAUGGUGGCUUUGAAUGGACUAUUAGGCGAAGAUACAAACAUUUCCUGAAACUCGAUGCUGAGCUCUUUCUGUUAAAAUUCGACCCUCGAAGACAACUUGCUCCAGCAUCGCGUGGACAACGCCAUCUACCGAGACUGCAUCUUCCUCACAAACCAGACCCUUUAGCAACAACUUCUCACAUGGAGGAUCGUGUGAAAUCUCUAGAAAAAUACUUACAGAUGGUUUUGGACAACAAGGAGUAUCGUAACCACAAAGAAACGCUCAACUUUAUGGAAGUCAGUCAUCUAUCCUUCAUGCAUGAUCUUGGAAGCAAAGGAAGGGAAGGAAUGAUUAAAAAAAGGUCUGGCGGUCAUCGAUUCCCGAGAGGCUGUUGUAGCUGCAGUGCCGCCCUGUCUUGUGGUAUCUGGACUAAGCGGUGGCUUCUAGUGAAGGACAGCUUCGUUGCUUACAUAAACCCCAAGACGAAACAGGUGAAUGGCGUGAUCCUGAUAGACAGGGACUUCACGUUCAAGUAUGGUAGUAAGGAAACAGCUGUUAGACACGGACUGAUAAUCAGGAACGAAUCAAGGGAGCUCCUUCUCUCGUGUUGGACUGACAGGAAAGCGAGUGAAUGGAUGAGGUCGAUAAUAAGCGUGAUGGCGGGUACUGGCGCUGAAUGGAUGAGCGAACAGCCUCAUCAGUCUUUUGCUCCUGUUCGACCAGAUUGUUUCUCCAAAUGGUUUGUAGACGGCUCGUCGUACUUUGAAGCCGUCGCCUCUGCGUUGGAGAGAGCAAAGGAAGAGAUAUUCAUAUCAGGCUGGUGGGUGACACCAGAACUUCAUCUUCGAAGACCAAUAACACAGGGAAUCAGAUGGAGAUUGGAUCAGUUGUUAAAAAGAAAGGCGGAGAGCGGAGUAAAGGUUUACGUGCUAGUAUACAAAGAAGUCGAGCUGGCGUUGACUAUUAAUAGUGCUUAUACAAAAACAGUCUUGAGUAGCCUUCAUCCCAAUAUCAAGGUGAUGCGCCACCCAGAUCAUGCGCCAGGCUCUGGUAUCAUUUAUUGGGCUCACCACGAAAAGAUCGUGUCAGUUGAUCAAAAAAUUUCAUUUCUUGGAGGUUUAGACCUUUGUUUUGGCCGAUGGGAUGAUCCUUCUCAUCGUCUCACUGACUUUGGUUCUGCAGCGCCAUCAGUUGAUAAAUACUGGCAUCUAACAAGCACGGAACACGAAAUAGGCAAGAUAGGCAAUAUAUUAAUGAGAAAUGUAGUUGAUGGAGAAGACCCAAGACUGCACCUGAUACAGACAGGUGACACAGAAGACGGCGCACGUGGGACGAGGCUCUGGAUUGGAAAAGACUACUCUAACCCUAUCAAGAGAGACUUUUUUGCUAUUGAUAGACCAUAUGAAGAUUCUUCGGUCUCUCAGUAAAUGGUCCGGAGGUAUUCCAACUGAAAUGUCGAUUAUGCAAGCAUACUUAGAUACCAUACAUAAUGCUAAACAUUACAUUUAUAUUGAGAAUCAGUUCUUUAUUACAAGUGUUGCAUCAGAAGGAAUUAUGAAUGCAGUUGGUGACGCUAUCCUGUUGAGAAUCGAAAAAGCACACAAUGAACAAGCUUGUUUCAGAGUCAUAGUAGUGAUGCCACUUCUGCCUGCCUUCGAAGGGGAGAUUGGCAGUCCUUCUGGUACAUCAGUUGGUGCAAUAACCCAUUGGAAUUAUCGUUCAAUUUGUCGUGGACAAGACUCAUUACUUGCUAGAAUAUCACAUAAAGUUGGGGACCCAUCAAAGUACAUCUCAUUUUACUCUCUUCGAAAUCACUCUGUAAUAUAUGGCAAGCCGAUAACAGAACUGGUGUAUGUUCACAGUAAGAUGAUGAUCGCUGAUGACAAUACGGUUAUCAUUGGAUCUGCAAACGUCAAYGAUAGAAGUCUUAUAGGCAGGCGCGACUCGGAGCUUGCAGUCAUCGUACACGACACUCACACGGUUUCGUCCACCAUGAAUGGAUCACCAUACGAAGCUGGUGUCUUCGCGCACUCUCUACGUACACAUCUUUUCAGAGAGCAUCUAGGACUUUUGGGCCAAGAUAAGAAAGGUGAAGUUAGUGUGGACGAUCCUGUGAUCAAAGAGUUUUACGAGGAUGUUUGGAUGGCAACUGCAAAGCUAAACACAGACAUUUAUAGCAAGGUUUUCCAGUGUACGCCAUGUGAUGAGGUCAGGUCCGUGGCUGAAUUGGCCACGUACAAGUGUAAGGAAAAUACACCAUUGGGUAAGAGAGAGGUUCACCACCUUUUGCGCCAAGUACGAGGCCACUUGGUCAUGCUUCCCCUCCACUUCAUGGAAAACGAAGACUUGAGACCCUCUGUUGGGACGUCCGAAUACCUGCUGUCCAGUUAUGUCUUCACGUAGGUUUUCAUCACAACCUUUUCUGCUGGUAAACGGAACGUCUUUCUUCGUCCCAAUUUGUGAGAAAACCUUAUUUUCGUGGUUCCAUCCCCACAAAUAGUUAUCUGGGUUCUAAGACACAUGCGCUUUAUACCGCUGAGUUAAAAACGAAGGCUCACUACUCCGAAUAGUCUCCGAACAAGGCUAAUGAACUAUUCGUGAAAAGAUCGUUAGAUAUAUACAUAUAGGAUAAAAUGUAUGUUCACCAUAAAAAUGGUAUCGAAUCAUACUACAGGAUGUCUGAGUAAACGCAAGGCUACUUUUGCAAGUAACAUACAAAAUAUUUUUCGUGCUAAAUAUUAAAAUUAAAUUACGUACAUACGCAUUUGACCAUUCAUCACUAAAGUAACUAGAGGAAAGACUGCUAAGAAUCGAACGUUCAUUUAGAAAUUACCCACAAUGCUUUGCGGGCAUAAGCGCUAUUUUGUAAUUGACGAAUAACGAAUUAUCGUUUCUUGCGAUCUAAGGCCCCGUCCACACGUAUCCGGAAAUUUUUGUAUCCGCAAAUUAUUUUUUGCGGAUACGAAAAUGUUUGCGUCCACACGCAGCGUAUUCGAAUCGUUUUCACCGUCCACACGUGUC